CAGCUCAAAGAAGCUUGCAUGUUACAGGAAACAGACAAACGCGUCCUUUUGCAAAUGAAAGAAACCACCAUCAUGUCAGAGAACGACAACCAAAAAACCUUCACCAUGGAUUCUACUUUUCUCAAAUCCAGAAGGGGAAUAGUAAAAGUGGCAGAGACGGUGACCCUGUUUGUUUCAUUUGUGUGCUUCGCUACUGCCUCCACUCCAACAUACCUUGCAGCCACAGUGCUGGAGUUUCUGAUCACUGGACUUUUGCUGCUUUUCUACCAACUGAAACUCAACAAGAGGUUCACCUUCCUCUUUUGGCCCAUCGUUGAUGUUUUCAAUUCAGUGUUUGCAGCAGUCUACCUUAUUGUCUUGAGCCUAAUGGCUCUGACUUCAUACCCUAUCACAGGAUCCCUGGUUGGAGGGGCGGUGUGUCUAAUAUCAGCUGGACUUCUGUCUGCAGAUGGCUAUAUGCUUUUCAAGAACAUCACCUUCAACAAAUCAAGAAAUGAAACCAAGAAUCAAACCAAUGAAUGAAAAGUAGCUUGAUUUAAAUGAAAGAAGGCUCUAGAAUGUAGAAACUAAAGUUUAUCUGUUCUGUAUGUGGAGAUCAUUUCACACUUAUUGUUUUUUUCUGCUGCUCUUUCCUACUCAUAUAAAAAACAAUUAAAGUCCUUUCUUGCAAUAGUUACACUAAA
Messenger RNA from Cyprinodon tularosa, 683 nucleotides. RefSeq names its product proteolipid protein 2. Bases 19 to 522 code for a protein of 167 amino acids. NCBI's taxonomy places the organism in Eukaryota, Metazoa, Chordata, Actinopteri, Cyprinodontiformes, Cyprinodontidae. The record is from RefSeq and is a predicted model, not a curated record. The transcript is spliced from 4 exons. Gene Ontology annotation, cellular component: membrane.